AUGUUCCCCGAUGCCGACGCCGCUAACGUGCCCUCCAGCAGCAGCAGCAGCAGCGGGCAGCUCGAUUCGGCCGCCGCCGGCUCCCCUGCAGCUCAGAGUCCCGGCGAGUCGUGCGGGAGCGGCAGCGUCCCGGCCGCCGCCGCCGAAGAGGACGACGAGGCGGCGGCGGAGACUGGUCGCGGCUUGCCCUGCUCCAUGCUGGCCGCCGGACUGGGGGUGCUGUUGCUGGCGGUGUCCCUCUUCCACCUGGGCCGGCAGAAGGAGGGCGACGACGGCGAGGAGGCGGCCGAGGCUGGCGGGCAGCCCAGCCUGGCCUUGCUGCUGCUCCAGCUGGCCCUUUACCUGGCCUGCGCCGCCAGCGCCUUCGUAGUCGGCACCUUGCUGGCUCUCGUCAGCCGGAGCCGCGGCCGCCUCAGACCCCCGCCGGAUUUCCGCGCUGCCUGGAACUGCCGCUACCCGGGCAGGGAAAACGCCGCUCCCUUACUGCAAGCUGCCGUGACUCUUUUAUCUGGAAACGCACAUGAAUCUGUCCAGUCAAGGAGACUGGUGAUUUCUCAUAACAUGGAUAAAGCUCUGAAAGAAGUGUUUGACUACAGCUACAGAGAUUACAUUUUAUCUUGGUAUGGUCACCUCAGCAGAGACGAGGGACAGCUGUACCACCUGCUAUCCGAAGACUUCUGGGAAGUUGCCAAGCAGCUGCGACAGAGGCUCAGUCACAUUGAUGUAGUUAAAGUCGUCUGCAGCGAUGUAGUGAAAGCUUUGUUAACCCACUUUUGUGACCUUAAAGCAGCCAGUUCCAGACUGGAAGAGCAGCCACGGCCAUUUUUAUUGCAUCCGUGCUUGAGGAACUCUGAUGAAGAAGCAAGAUUCCUGCAAGCAUGUUCUCAAAUUUUGGUGUAUUGUCUUCUGCCCUCAAAGGAUGCCCGGUCGCUGAGCUUGCGCAUAGUCCUUGCAGAAAUACUUGCAUCAAAAGUACUGAAACCCAUGGUAGAGCUCCUGAGUGAUCCCAACUACAUCAACCAAAUGUUGCUUGUCCAGAUGGAGUACCGGGAACAGGUGAACGAGCAUCACAAAAGAGCCUACACAUAUGCUCCUUCUUACGAAGAGUUCAUCAAGCUUAUUAACAGCAACUCGGAUGUUGAGUUCCUCAAACAACUAAGGUAUCAGAUUUUAGUGGAAAUAGUUCAAGCAACCACUAUCGGCAGCUUUCCACAGUUGAAAAGGCAAAAAGACAGUAAAGGUAAAGAGACGGCUGCAAUGAAAGCUGACCAUCUGAGAGCCCGGAACAUGAAGAGGUAUAUUAACCAGCUAACUGUAGCAAAAAAGCAGUGCGAAAAGCGAAUACGUCUUCUGGGAGGUCCUGAUUAUGACCAGCAAGAAGAUGGCAUCUUUGACGAUAGUGAUGGCCCACAGAACCAGAAGUUUAUUGCAGGGCACCAAGGGUACUGGAAUUUCCAAGACCUUGUGAGAACAUUUCAGCCUUGUUCAAGGACUAUACAAAUUUCACAUGCUUGGAAGAGAAGGCAUUUUAAAAACUGUAUCUGUGUUGACUGCAGUUCUGAGCAUCUUACUUGGAUGCAGCUUCUACUGACAACAAUUCUUCAAUUUGAGGAUAUUUUGUGCAACCCAUCCUACAGAGAGCACUUCCGAACAUACAUGGAAAGAGUGGAUAAGAGAUCUUUGAUCAGCUAUUGGGAAUCUGUGGAAUACUUGAAGAAUGCUAACAAGGCUGAAAUACCUCAACUUGUGAGUCAAAUCUAUCAGGAUUUCUUUGUAGAAGGCAGAGAGAUUACUGUGGAAAAGUCACUGUAUAAAGAGAUACAACAGAGCCUUGUAGGCAACAAAGGCAUUGAGGUGUUUUACAAAAUCCAGACUGAUGUUUAUGAAACACUGAAGGACAGGUACUACCCAUCGUUCCUUGUCAGUGAUUUGUAUGAGAGGCUGAUCAAGAAGGAAGAAGAGAGAAGUACCGUUCAGAUGACAUCUGACGACAAAGAUGAAGUGAACCAAGUUUGUGAAGAAGUUAUUGAUGAAGGAAGCUCCGGAAUUAAUGAGCAGGCCAGUUAUGCUGUGAAUAAGCUACGCCAGCUAAAUGACAGACUUGAAUAUAAGAGACAAGCUCUAAAUUCUCUCUGCAGUUCACCAAAACCUGACAAAAAGAUUGUUUCUAAACUGAAGGAUGAAAUCACUCUGAUGGAGCGAGAACACGGUGACCUUCAAUUGCACAUUGAAAGAACAGAUUGGUGGUGUGAGAAUUUCGGCAUGUGGAAAGCCUUCAUAAAUUCCAGCGAAGUCAUAGAAGAAAAUGGUGAACAAGUGCCCUGUUACUCUGUCAUGGUGAGUUUACAAGAGAUUGGCAGCGUUGAAGCUAAGGAAUGGACGGUACUCCGAAAGCUCAGCGAGUUUCAAAGCCUACAUAGGAAACUCAGUGAGUGCUUCCCAUCAUUGAAAAAAGCUCAGUUGCCUUCACUCAGCAAACUGCCCUUUAAAUCAGUAGACCAGAAAUUUAUGGAGAAGUCAAAGAACCAGUUAAAUAACUUCUUACAGAAAUUGCUUUCUGAUGAAAGGCUCUGUCAGAGUGAAGCACUUUAUGCCUUUUUAAGCCCUUCUCCAGAACACCUCAAGGUUAUCGAUGUACAGGGAAAGAAAUCUUCUUUUUCACUUGCUUCUUUUUUGGAGAGGCUUCCCGGUGAUUUCUUUUCUCAUCAAGAGGAGGAGGCUGAAGACGACGACGACCUGUCUGACUAUGGAGAAGAUGUGGAUGGGAAACGGGAUGCCCUUGCUGAGCCUUGCUUCAUGCUGAUAGGAGAGAUAUUUGAGCUGCGAGGAAUGUUUAAGUGGGUGAGGAAGACGCUAAUUGCACUAGUUCAAAUCACUUUUGGAAGAACCAUCAACAAGCAAAUUCGUGACACUGUAAAUUGGAUCUUCAGUGAACCAAUGCUUGUUUACUACAUCAACGUGUUCCGAGAUGCUUUUUGGCCAAAUGGAAAACUGGCGUCCAGCUCAAAGCCCAGGAGUGAAGAGCAAAGCCGGGAGACGAAACAGAAAGCACAGCAAAAAUUACUUGAAAACAUUCCAGAUACACUACAGAGUCUUGUUGGUCAGCAAAAUGCUCGCCAUGGUGUAAUCAAAGUCUUCAAUGCACUUCAAGAAACCAAGGCCAAUAAGCAUCUUCUUUAUGUGUUAUUGGAAUUGCUGCUAAUUGAACUGUGUCCUGAGUUGCGAACUCAUUUAGAGCAGCUUAAAGCAGCUCAGAGGGCUGGCUGAGGACUACUGCAAAUUUGUAUUUUUUCUUUUCUUUUUAAAUUCUACAUGGAGCAAACAAGACUUGAAAGAACUGACGAUACGGUAGAAUGCCAGCACUGCGUAGUUUCUGGCUUUUAUUUAACUUGUUACAUGAAUAAUUCUGUUUAAGAUGCAGAUUGAAAUGUAAAUGUUAAUAUAAGGUAUAAGAACUAUAGAGUAUUUUAAAACAUUUAUGAAAGGCAUUUUGCUUUAGUGGUAUACCAAUGAAUGUUGUACAGUUAAUUUCCUUGCUGAGGAUAAUGAACAUUCCUCUAUUUUCUUGUUGUAUUGAAGAGCCUUGUUGUGCAAUAUAUGUAAAGAUAUUGUGUAAAUUUUAUUGUUUUUAUUUUUACCAAAGAUUUCCCAUAGUUUGGAGCCUUUGUAAGCAAUAAAUAACAAAAAUGAA
Messenger RNA from Podarcis raffonei (Aeolian wall lizard), 3691 nucleotides. RefSeq names its product sorting nexin 25 (gene SNX25). Gene Ontology annotation, cellular component: early endosome membrane; intracellular membrane-bounded organelle. The record is from RefSeq and is a predicted model, not a curated record. The coding region runs from base 1 to 3267 and encodes 1088 amino acids. The transcript has 21 exons. NCBI's taxonomy places the organism in Eukaryota, Metazoa, Chordata, Lepidosauria, Squamata, Lacertidae. Gene Ontology annotation, molecular function: phosphatidylinositol binding.